AUGUUGGCAACUCCGACCCAUUCAUGUGAGCAGCUGUCCCUCGACUUGUCACGAUUUGACCAAGUCCGUAGGACAGCAAAAAUUAUCAACUCCCGUGUCGCCGCUGGUGAGAUAGCUUCGAUUCAAGCCAUCGCGCUUAACGCAGGCUAUGAGGAGUUCGAAACACAGACACGGACGGAAGACGGAUUAGAUAUGACGUUUGCUGUCAACUAUCUCGGUCAUUGGCUGCUGACACUCCUGCUCCUGCAGAGCAUGGACCGAGAGAAGGGUAGACCCUCACGACAAACUCAAUAUGGAAAAGACUGCGUAUACCGACAAAGGUACAGAACAACGAUUCAGGAUGACCUAGGCUCGAUUGCCAAAGGAACCUGGAGCGCGAACAAGAACGAUACUCUGGGCUGGGCUGCUGGCUGGCGGCAGUACGGCGCCACCAAACUAUGCAGCGUUACCAUGAUGUACGUAUUCUUCGGUCUCCUUACGUUCAGCUCCGCUUAG
This is a messenger RNA of Neoarthrinium moseri, 495 nucleotides long. RefSeq lists its product as uncharacterized. The transcript has 2 exons. Bases 1 to 495 code for a protein of 164 amino acids. NCBI's taxonomy places the organism in Eukaryota, Fungi, Ascomycota, Sordariomycetes, Amphisphaeriales, Apiosporaceae. The record is from RefSeq and is a predicted model, not a curated record.